Molecule: messenger RNA, 1280 nt
Organism: Drosophila eugracilis
Lineage: Eukaryota; Metazoa; Arthropoda; Insecta; Diptera; Drosophilidae
Product: UPF0676 protein C1494.01
Exons: 5
Coding region: 132-1127 (331 amino acids)
Molecular function (GO): dioxygenase activity
Source: RefSeq, a predicted model, not a curated record
GUUUGGGUCAGUCUGUCGGAGAAGCUUGUCGUGUUCACAUCGGUUAUUCAGAGUUCUCAGUUAUCAGAACCAUUCCAGAAGCAAUCUUUUUCGUAUUUGAUUUACCUCAGCGGGGAUUUUAUUUACCAAGAAUGAUAAACAGCAAGAUAAGAGAGGACAAGUUGGAAACGCUUGUAUCGCGAAGUGCUGUGCCGAUCAUUGAUCUCGCCCACUGCGGCAAAUCCCUCGUCAAUCGUGUUGGCCAGCAACUGCAUAAGGCUUUUACCGAAAAGGGAAUUGCUUUCCUGGUUAACCAUGGUUUAGCAGAAGACAAGAUCAAAGCAGUAUGGGAUCAGUUCGACAACUUCUUGGAUCUCCCAGCAGAAAUUCAGGAUCGUUACAAGCGAAAAGAUGGAGUAAACUAUGGCUAUGUUAGUCCUGGAGUAGAGCGAUUCAAUGGAAUUACCCCAGAACUCCGACACACCUACAAUAUUUGCAAACUGGACGACAAGAAUAUUCCCAAAGAGUCUUUGCCAGAAUUCGCAGAAGAUAUAACGACUUUAUGCAACGAUUUGAAAACCAUUUCUUCGUUUAUACUGAAAGCCAUGGAGGUAGCCUUGGAGAUUCCGCCGUCCUUCUUUAUUGAUAAUCACUCCCAGAUGUUGGAGGGAGAUGAUUUGAACAUGAGCACCCUGAGGAUGCUGUACUACCCGGCCAUUGUCGAUGAUGAACCGGGUCAGAGUGAGGGCGCUAUUCGUUGUGGUGCGCAUGUGGACUAUGGCACCUUUACCCUUCUCGCCCAGGAUUCUGAAGGUGGCUUGGAGGUGCAGCUUCCGGGUAGCGAGAAAUGGGAAAGAGUGGGCCAUCUACCUGGAGCCAUACUCAUAAAUGGCGGGGAACUCCUAUCAAUUUGGACAAAGCAGCGCUACCACGCCUUGCCACAUCGCGUUGUUAUACCUGAACAGGAUCACAUACGAACCCGCGGUAGACAUUCCAUCGCCUUUUUCUGCCAUCCCAAUAACUCGACCGUGAUAUCUCCCACUGAUCUCUCGGGUGAAUCACACAGACCGAGUGAUGAGAAAGUAUACACCGCCUAUGAACUGAUACAGAAAAAGUUUAAUGACACCUACGGUCAGCGAUCUCAAUAAAUCAACGAAUCUGGGCCAAAAGUUUAUAACAGCUCUUGCCAUAUGGAAAUGAUUAAUUAUUACAAUUAUAGCAAAUUGUGUCUUUUUUAUUAAGUAAAGAUGAAAUUUAUAGUUUUUGAUAUGAAAUAAAUUAUGGCAUUUGAAAAUAGAAAA